GGACGCCACAUCCUCGGCCGAGGCUGGUCAGCCAAGAUGGCGGCCGCCGGGCGAAGGAGGCGGAGGCGCAGGAGGCGAGGAGAAGGAGAAGGGGAAGGAGGCGCCGGGCCGGCCAUGCCGCUCUCGGGAAGGGCCGCUCUCCUCCUCCUGGCGCUGCUGCUGGUGCUGGACGGGGCCCUGGCGGUGGCGGGCCAGAGCGAGAACGGCACUACAACCGAGGCAGAGCUUUCUGAGAGUGUAAAUGUCUCGACAUCCAGUUCCACGACUCACAACUUAACGCCUGUUUCAAAAGCCAGUGAGGACAGAACAAGGACGACAACAAAUGAAGGCAUGCCACCAACAUCUCCGAAGAGCGGGGCUUCUGUGUCGCCUGGGCCAACUGCUACAGAAGGGAAGCAGGCAACCUCUGCGGCGCCGGCUUCUGCGACUCCUACUUUGCAAACAGAUGCUGAUACUUCGGAAGAUACCAAUAUUAACGAAGAUGACACGGUGGACGACGCGGUGGACAAAGAGCACGUGGCCAGCUUCCUCCCAACGGCCAAAGGAACCGCAGACCCUGCAGACUAUUACGGCCCCUACGGGAUGCCGUCUGACGAUCAAGACGACCAAGGCAUCUCGGAGUUUACGGAAGAGUUGGCCAGCAUGCACAGCUAUGAAAACAAGAAAUUGCUUCCUGAUGAGAUGAAGGACACCUCUUCCUCGGAACUGGAAGAGGAUAGCCAUUUCUUUUUCCAUCUGGUUAUCGUGGCCUUUUUGGUAGCUGUUGUUUACAUCACGUAUCACAAUAAAAGAAAGAUUAUCCUCUUGGUCCAGAGCAGAAGAUGGCGAGAUGGGCUUUGCUCCAGGACUGUCGGAUACCAUCGUUUGGAUCAAAAUGUCAACGAAGCUAUGCCUUCAUUAAAAAUCACCAAUGAUUACAUUUUUUAAACGCGGCGUGAUCUGAGUUGACUGAACCAGUGAUUUCCUUUGCCUGAGGUGCAGGUGUUUGCCAUAAGCAACGAGUGCGCUGACACUCUCCCUUGCCUUUCAAGUUCUUAGCCUUAUACGAGGGCAUGGGAGGUUAGCAUUUCCUUCAGGUGGCAGCCAAACUUCAAAAUCAGUGUACGUAAUGCCGUUGUUAAUCACCUUUAUUUAUCUUCCAGUGUAUUCCCUUCUGCCUGGAGCAGCCCUAGAUUAGAACAUCGCCAAGUAAUCCUCAAUAUUCAAUGUAUGGCUAAAUCUGGCAACAGUGAACCACACAGAAAGGAACUCUGGCGAUUCCCUUUUUGCAUCAUGCGUUCUCUUCUCUCCCUCAGUACAGAUUGGGGGGAAAACUUAAUGCAACGAAGUGUCUGGCUCCUUACUUUAAACCACAUCACUUGGGUGAAGAUCCAGCUGGUAUUUGUUCGCUAUAGCCUUUAAGUAGACAUACAUUUUAAGAGAACAACCUUUGACAUGUUACCAAUCAGCCUGUCUCCUUGCACAGCUUACAGAUACCCAUUUUAAAUACCAGUGGUGAUUAAGAGCACAUUUAUUAUUUUCUUUCUUUCUCUCUCCGCCAUUUUCUCUGCAAAAGAAAAUGCCUUUAGAACCCCAAAAGUUGAGAGAAAACCUCUCUAGGCUUGAAGCUGAGAUACAUGAAAGAUCAGCAGAACAUUUUAAUGGUUGCCAAGACACAACUUGUGCUUUUAUUCCAUUGCAACCAAGGAAGGGGAGAGAUUUAUUAUUUCUUGUUCUAAUCAAGGCGUAGUAUUGUCAGGAAUUCGAAGUUUCCCAGCUUCGGCGAACACUGCGUUAUUUUAAUUUCGGGAAAGACAAAAAUCUCUUGCAUAUAGCUUGUACAGAAAGUUCUUGGGACCUCGGGAUUUAAAAACAAAUAAUAAAUAAAUAAAGUAUGUACUUUUGCUAUUUA
This is a messenger RNA of Podarcis muralis (Common wall lizard), 1891 nucleotides long. It is a transcript of the gene C12H5orf15, whose product is annotated as chromosome 12 C5orf15 homolog. The record is from RefSeq and is a predicted model, not a curated record. NCBI's taxonomy places the organism in Eukaryota, Metazoa, Chordata, Lepidosauria, Squamata, Lacertidae.